AUCGUGCGCACGUUCUGUGGGAGAAAGAAGAGUGGAGGUUCAAGGUGGAAGGCUGUUUCAACAACACGGCAGUCCACUGCAGAAAAAAAAGAUUGAAAACGAGAAACGCCAAAGGGGAGGGCACCGACAUGGAAACUGAUGGCGCCAAGGAAAAGCAGGAGAAUGCCCUCUCCGAUUCGAGCUCGACGGCCGCCGCUUCAAUUCACGCAGUUAAGGCCGAUGCAGAAACAAAAACGGCAGAGGGCCGUGGCGACUCCAAGACUGCUCAUCCCAGGGACGCCGAGUCGGAUGCCGACGAUGUAGACGUCGAGCUUGGCGCGCAGUCGCGCGAUGGCGACGGUCUCAACCUCAACCGGACCAGCACGCGCACCAGCGUGAGGUCGCGUCUCUCUCGCGUCCUCUCGCGCAAGCGCACGCCCCAGCAGCGCAUACCGCCGACUCCCAUCCCGGUGUCGGACCUGGACGCGGGCGUGGUCGGCUGGGAGUCGCAGGACGACCCAGCGAUGCCUCUCAACUUCCCGCAGCGCAAGAAGUGGCUCAUCGUCGGCCUGCUGUCGGGCAUCACGCUGCUCACUCCCCUCGCCUCGUCCAUCCUGGCCCCCGGCAUCACCACCCUCAACCGCGACUUCGACAACCACAACGACGUCGUCGGUACCAUGACCGUCAGCGUCUACCUGCUGGGCUACGUCAUCGGGCCGCUGUUCCUCGCCCCGCUGAGCGAGCUGUACGGCCGCCGCCCGGUGCUGGCUGCGGCCAACAUCUUCUUUUGCAUUUGGCUGAUCGGGUGUGCGCUGGCUCCCUCGAUCGCGUCACUGAUCGUAUUCCGGUUCUUCAGUGGAGUCGGUGGUUCCGGGUGUCUGACCCUUGGCGCGGGAAUCAUUGCCGACGUCUUUAGAGUUGACCAGAGGGGCACGGCCAUUGGCAUUUACACGCUCGGGCCGCUGAUUGGCCCGACGGUCGGUCCCGUCGCCGGCAGCUGGCUCUCCCAAACCAUCGGCUGGCGCUGGGACUUUUGGAUCGUCUUCAUCGUUUCCGUUAUCGUCGUCGGCCUGUAUGAGCUGCUCACCACAGAGACCAACCCGCGCAUCCUGAUGCGGAAGAAGGUUGAGCGCCUGAAGAAGGAACUCAACCGGACCGACCUCCGCAGCUGCUACGAAGACCCCGGUGCCGAGAAGCUGAGCACGUCCCGUGUCCUCCUCAACGGCCUCAUCCGCCCAACUAAGAUGCUCUUCCUGUCACCAACCGUCUUUCUCAUCUCGCUGUACCUUGCCUUUACAUACGGCACGCUCUACCUCCUCUUCACCACCAUCCCCUUGGUCUUCCAAGCGACGUACGGAUGGAGCGUCGGCAUCACUGGGCUGGUGUAUAUCUGCCUCGGGCUUGGCAACUUUACCGGCUGGGCCGUCGUCACGGCGACGUCGGACAGGGGCGUUGUCAAGCGCACCAAGGCCAACGGCGGCGUCUUCGAGCCCGAGAUGCGCCUGCCGCUGACCAUCAUCUUCAGCUGCUUUCUGCCCAUCACCUUCUUUUGGUACGGCUGGUCGACCUACUAUAAAACCCACUGGAUCGUCCCCGUCAUCGGCCUGUUCCCCUUUUCGCUUGGCAUCAUCGGCCUUUUCCUGCCGCUGACGACGUACCUGGUCGACUGCUUCCCUAUGUACGCGGCCUCGGCCAUUGCCGCAAACACGGUGUUCCGCAGUUUGGUGGGCAUGUUGCUGCCCUUGGCUGGCCCGGCCAUGUACGAAAACCUCGGUCUCGGCUGGGGAAACACGUUGCUGGGCUUCAUCUGCAUCGUGAUGAUUCCCGUGCCCCUACUGUUCUUCAAGUAUGGCGGGAAGCUGAGGAAGAUGGGAUUGCAGCUUGUGAACUGAGCGUGCGGAGGAUGCGUCAAAAGACCCUCCAGGGAGCGACAGCUCCACCGGCUCAGGAGGGACAUAAGUUGCCUGUCCCUUGUUCUUCGUCGUUUUCUCAUGAUAAUCAUUCCUGCUGUACUCAUACCCAUUGCGACGUGUCUCUCACGCAUCUAGAUUCUAAUGAUCAUCUUUCUCGGAAUGAUAAACUGAUUUCAGUAGUGUUC
Thermothelomyces thermophilus ATCC 42464 is the source of this 2077-nucleotide messenger RNA. RefSeq lists its product as uncharacterized. Gene Ontology annotation, molecular function: transmembrane transporter activity. The coding region runs from base 129 to 1871 and encodes 580 amino acids. Gene Ontology annotation, biological process: transmembrane transport. The transcript is spliced from 4 exons. The record is from RefSeq and is a predicted model, not a curated record. NCBI's taxonomy places the organism in Eukaryota, Fungi, Ascomycota, Sordariomycetes, Sordariales, Chaetomiaceae. Gene Ontology annotation, cellular component: membrane.